UAGAACAGCUGAAAAUAUCUCUGUUCAAAGGUUUAUACACAAAGCGCAAUAUCAGCUGUACAAACAAAUAGUAAUACGUACGAUGUUAUAAUUUACAAAUUUUUUGCUUGAUAUUUCCAGACGCGUAGGUGACAAAGACUGAAAAUGACGGCGGAGAAGACUAAAGGGCAGAACCACAAGAUGCCACCGGCCACGAAGAAGGUCGCACCUGAUGGCGGCUGGGCGUGGAUGGUCUGCCUUGGAGUCAGCUUAGUCAACUUCUCAACACGUUCGCUUGAGCCGUCCUUCGGCUUGUUAUUUAAAGACUUAUUGGACGACCUUGGAGUCCAUACUACGGGGGCAUCAGUCAUCGCCAGUACCUUGGACUCUGUAGUGAAUUUCUCCGGUUUCUUCGUGGGUCCUGUGAUAAAAACCUUUUCAUACAGAAAGGUUUGUUUCGUCGGAUCGACGAUAUGCGCUCUCGGCUUGCUCUUCACUGCACCUGCCAACAGUAUGGAGCAUAUACUGGCCACGUAUAGUAUUUUAGGAGGAUUCGGCGUGGGUCUUGCAUCAUCGUCGUCGUUCGUAUCUCUGAACCACUAUUUCUCAAAGAAACGAGGCCAAGCCGUUGGUUUAUCAAUGGCUGGUACUGGCUUCGGUUUAAUGGUAAUGCCACAACUGGUGAAGCUAUUACUGGGAGAGUAUGGAUUUAGAUGGACUGUGGUUAUUCUAGGAGCUUUAGCUUUCCAUGCUGUGUUGGGCUCGUGCUUACUCCAACCGGUAAAACGACAUCUUAUAGAAGUGCCUGUAGACUGUGAAUUACAAGCUGUGAAGGAAAUGGAAUGCAUAAACGAAAGCGACGAAGAAGCGGAAGACGACAAGUUCGAAAGUAACCCUCUUGUCAACCAUCCGAUGCCUAAACUAACCCCUCAGCGCUCCCACGGCAACAUGAACCAUCCUUCGGUUCGCACCGUCGGGUUGCCUCGUGCAAAGACUUGCGAUAAGCCCCUGCAGGACUUUGAGAAGAGUGCCAUGAAGCUUGACUUCGGUUUGACAACAGCUGCCUCUGUGGCCGCCAUGCAGAGGGUGACGUCGAGUGGGAACAUGAUGAGUGAAGCUGCGAGGAAGAGGAAACACUCUGUGAUAUCGAAUAUUUCCAAUAUGGACUUCACUGGCAGCUAUUUGCAGCUCUAUCUCGAUACGGCGGAUGAAGAUGCGUUACAAAUGAAAGCAAUAAAAAAAUUCGAGCCAGAAAAAGUAGAAGAGAAGAAGAAAGGUUUCUUCAUGAAAUUCAUAGCCAUGAUGGAUUUGGAUUUACUGAAAGACUGGUCGUUUUUGAACCUUUUACUCGGCCUCUCGCUGUUUUGGAGCGGGGAGCUUCAAUUUAGGAUGUUAACGCCUUUCUUUAUUAGGAGUUUGGGAUACAACAUGAGCGAUACGGCGUUCUGUCUGUCCAUGACUGCAAUUACUGACAUUCUAGUGCGGUUAAUACUGCCGCCUAUAUUUGAUAGAACGAAUAUAUCAAAGAAAAUGAUAUUUUUUGUAUCGUCGUUCUUCUUAGCAGCCACGAGGUCAGUACUAGCCGAGCAAAGCGAAUGGAUUCCACUAAUGAUCUGGCUGUCAAUCUGCGGGUUCUUCCGAGGCAUGUGCCUGAGCAAUUUCACGCUCACCAUAUCAGAGUAUUGCCCUCUGGAGAAAUUACCCGCGGCUUUUGGCUUGCACAUGGUCAGCAAGGGUGUAUUCGUCGUCCUUAUUGGUCCGCUCAUUGGUUACGUACGAGACUACACAGGCAGUUUUGCCAUCUGUAUCCACGUACAAAACGCUCUAAUCAUGUCGUGCGUCCUUGUAUGGGGCAUCGAAUACGCUAUCACAGGAUUGCGCAGGCGCAAGGUCGUGCAAAUCUAGUGACGUCAGCGACUCGUGAGAGUCUAUGGACUGUUUACUUUUAUACCAAGUACGUACGUUUGUAUCGCUCUCAAUUUUAGAGUUGGAAGAAUAAUUAAAAGCACGUGUUCUUUUAUUUUCGAAUUACAUGUCAUAGGGUUAAGGAUAAAUGUUUUUAGUAAAGCUCACAAUGAGAUCGCAAAUGUUUAAUCAACGUGUUUAUGUAUCUAGAGUUAGAUUGUGUUCAAGUUGAAAUUGUUACUCAACCCCACGCUAAGAUGACGCAGAUAUUUUCAAGUACUUAUGUAGUGACAAAUACUUAAACUGUAUAAGUUUAAAAUGCUUGACUACAAUAUUUUGUAAAUAUUUUACAUUUGUAUUUCUUUGUUUAGAAAUCUUUUUAGUGUUAUGUAUGAUCGAUUAAUCGAGCCUCUGUGGUUAGAGAAUGAUUUAUAGGGACAUGAUUCAAACAAUUUGUGCUUAGAAAAUCUUGUGAGUGUGCAACUAAAGGUACCUUUUAAAGAGAUUUUACAUUUAGGGUGUUACCACACUACUCGCCGAGAAUCGGCUUGAGUUGAGAGCACAAGUUAAUAAAAAUGGAUGUAAACUAUUUUGAUACUCUGGACUCAGUGCAAAUAAAUCGUAGCAGUAGAGGUUCUUGUGAAAGAGAUAGUCCGGGGUAGUACUGCCACCUUGACGGUUGCCCCCGUAAGGAUGCUGGUGAAAUUACA
Molecule: messenger RNA, 2594 nt
Organism: Hyposmocoma kahamanoa
Lineage: Eukaryota; Metazoa; Arthropoda; Insecta; Lepidoptera; Cosmopterigidae
Exons: 7
Coding region: 145-1884 (579 amino acids)
Biological process (GO): transmembrane transport; monocarboxylic acid transport
Molecular function (GO): monocarboxylic acid transmembrane transporter activity
Source: RefSeq, a predicted model, not a curated record